Molecule: messenger RNA, 1003 nt
Organism: Exophiala mesophila
Lineage: Eukaryota; Fungi; Ascomycota; Eurotiomycetes; Chaetothyriales; Herpotrichiellaceae
Exons: 4
Coding region: 79-651 (190 amino acids)
Source: RefSeq, a predicted model, not a curated record
GUUCGCUGAUUCGGCAAGAGCAACCUCACCUCCAUUCGUAGCUUGAUCGCCUGCUCAUGUUCGCUCGUGACUUUUAACAUGAGGCAAGCAACAGAGAUGAUGUUAAGGCUGUGUCAACGAGGUUACAAGGCUGGUUUACUGCGAUCGAGUCUGCUGCCCUCGGCUGGAUACAUAUUUUCAAAAGCGCCCUCUUCCAACUCUAUUCAUACCCACCUCCCUAUACAGAAUCGCAAAAUGAGCUCAGUGACCAAGGCAAAGUCCCUGGACCACUUGGUAUUGACCGUCAAGGAUCUCGACGCUACAGUCCAAUUCUAUGCCAGUGUUCUUGGAAUGCGGCAUACCUCCUUUACCUCGGCUGGAUCGGAUAGACAUGCCCUACAUUUUGGGAACCAGAAGAUCAACUUGCACGUAAGUGGACAUGAGUUCGAGCCCAAGGCGGCCAAGGUCCAUCCGGGAAGUGGGGAUUUGUGCUUCCUGGUCGAGGAUGGGGUCGAUAGUGUGCUUGAAAGGCUAAAGGCAGCGGGCAUCACGGUGCUCGAAGGCAACAAAGUCGUCAACAGAACUGGUGCCCAGGGCAAACUUCGCAGUGUCUACGUUCGAGACCCUGAUGGCAAUUUGAUCGAACUGUCCAAUUUGGUGCAAGAUGACUGAGUCAAUGAAUGGAUAACUUAAUCCUGGGAAAUCAUCAAGAUCACGAGAAGUAGCUACUGCCAAAAGGAAAGAGUGUAGAGAGCUACUACUACGAACUGUGGGUGCUUCCUAGGUUCUUGGGGAGACGAAGGAGAGUGCUCGGCCAAUCCACCACCAGACUGUUGGUUGGACAGCCCGCUUCUCCUGCAACUAUUUCGUCGAAGAUUCACUGUAAAGUCUGUGUCUCGGGGAAUUUUGUGGUCUCGGGGCGCUCGGUCAAUUAACGAUUUGCACUACAAUUUUUCCACGAAGAAAGAAAUCUGGUCAUCUCUAUUGGAAAAAAAACUUGGCUGGGUUGGCAAGCGGUUCCAAA